UUAGAUACAGGUAGUAAAAAUUACGCAUAGUAUUUUUUGUGAUGAAAUCUACAUCAAUGUGUUUGAGUUUGAUAAAAUAAAAUGAUAAAUUACGUUUCCACGCCUAAAAUUGCUUGUCUGUGGUAACCGAUACAACUGACAAAAAUCAGUUUGACAUUUAGUGUUGAUAACAAACGCUCAAUAUUCGUUGGCUCAAAAGUAUAGAAAAUAAAUAAAUAUUGCUAUGUUUAUAUCUAACCUAUAAGUUUGUGAAACUUAAAAGAGAUACAAUUUCAUUGUGCGCUAAUUAUGAUUAAUCAAGAUACUUCCGUCGCGAUGCAACGUUUUGAAAAUGGCUAUCAGCCAUUUUGUUUUGUUGGUCACGUGGUUUGAAGUUACUAUGACGUGGAUUUGUUUCAUUCUGGAGGUAGUAUAAUGGGUGACAACAAAAAAGUAUUCAUCUCGGACAUCUUGCGAGCUAAUAACAAAUUAAAUAACAAUUUAUAUGACUUGAUACACGUUAUACCAGCAAAGCCGCUACCUGCAGAUAUUUCGAAAACACCUUCAUGUGAUUUUAUUCCCAAGUGUGACAAAUACUAUGUACCUAAGAAAAAACUAAAGCAAAAGGUUAGAACUGUUCGUAAUAUACGUGAACAGUUUGAAACCGAUGUUUACAGUGAUUUGAAUGCGGAGCUGGAUAAACAGAGAAAUGUUCUGCUCCGUAAAAUAAGAAUUGGUUCAGCUAGGGAAGAAGCUACGAAAAAAAUAGCAAAAUCUGUAAUAUGCAAUGAUUUUCCUGUAUCUAAAGAUGUUUGGCAUAUGGUGAUAAACCUUAAUCCUGAAGGCCACACACAUUCUGCUCAGUAUGCUCUUUGGAAUGGCAAAAGUAUUCAAUUAAAUGGCAGUAAGGGUGGAAGACAUAAAUUCAUUUUUAAAUACGAUAUCGGAGAAAGUCGUCACGCUAAGAAACCUCCCACUAAACGAAAUUUUUUUUCUUGUAGAAAACAGCUCCUACAGAGCUCGUUAUUUGUUAAAUUUAAGCCUGGUCCUCUUUCGAAAAAAAAGUUACUGGACUCUUCCUACCAAAAGUUUCAAUAUGGUAACGUAAACUUAGUAAGCUUACCGAAACCAGCUUUAGACAUCCAGCCUUCUUAUGGUGGACAGUUAGGACCAGAAAUGACCACAUUUUUAAAUAAAACUUUCAUGAGAAACUCGAAUGGGGGAAUAACUGAAAAGUGGGCUGACUUUUCUGUUUCUGUAUUAGGUAUAAAUAAAAAUGGUUGUCCGAUACAAACCAAUGAAAACAAUACUAUAACAUUUGAUUUACAAUAUCAAUGUUGUCAAAAUAGAAUAUUGAUGAGAAAUUCUACGUUUGAAGGUUAUGAAAAAGGGGAUGUGAUUUCAGUUUUAAAAGCAGAGAGUGAUAUAUCUUCAGAAGUAAAACAUGUAAUGAGGAAAAUUCUAGAUUAUGUCGAAUUUAAUUUAGACGAUGAUAAUCUUGUUAAAACAGAGAAAGAUAUUCUCACAGAUAUUUCAGCCAAUACCCGAGAAAAGGUAAGCUCCGAUAUUUUAUCAAAAGAUAAAUGCAAGCGAAGAUAUGGAGAAUUAGACCGACUUGAUGUAACUAUAAUAAAAAUACCUGGAAUUGAUAAUGGUAGUCCAAAGACGUGUAAUAAAUUAUAUUGUACUUUAGGCUGUAUAUGUGACUCCUUAGAAUUCCCUUGUACCUUAAAAACACACUGUGGUCGCUUGGAGUGCAUGUUUAAAUGUCAAUGUUCGUUUUCUAAAACAUGUGAUGAUUUGCAAUCUUUACAUGAAUUGAUCGACUUGGAUAGUAAGAUGUUUAAUUCCAAACUAGCAAAAGAAGAGCAAAAGUUUCGUCAAACUGUAGUUUUAUCAGGACAAGGUAGUGUUGUCUUGAAUUCCCAAAAAAGGGAUUGGAAAACAUCAAAAAAAUAUGCUGAUUUCUAUAGCAAAAUGUGUUUAAAGGAACGAAAGAUAACGAAAGAGCUACGCGUUGUAACUCGAAAACUUGACUGCAAAAACAUUGAACCUUGGUGUAUGGUUCAUAAUUUGUACAAAUGUUUCUGUAAAGGUAAAUUCACGGAAAAGGCAUUACCCGAAGUUAUGGAAGUCCAAUCAUUAGACGCCGAUAAUAAUGAGGCCGAACAGUCAGAUUUGAUUUCUGAUAAAAUAAGUACAAUUUCUUGUGAAUCCUCUGAUCUAAAAUCUAGAUUAAGAGCGCGAUCAAAGCAAUCUGAAGAAAUAAUAACUGUUAAAGUCCCUCCAACAUCCGAUAGUACUGAAAAGUGCGCAAGGGUAAAGUCUUAUAAAGGUAGGAAAUUUAGCAAUUGUUAUUAUUUGGAAACUAAUAGAAAAAUUUUGGAGAUGGAGAAAAAUGAUCGUAGUUUAUUAAAAAAAUUACUGACUACCAUUUACACGUGUGAUGAAAAAGAAUGUUCUCAAAAAGAAUUGCAUACUCUAGAAGUCGGUCAGCCACCAUCGAGUCUUCGAGAAUUAUUAAAUAAUGUCGUCCAGAAUAAAAUAGAAAGCAGUUCCACGGAAAACAUUGGCGAUUCUCUCAAUAUGUCACAAAAUGCUAUGCAACGAUUGCCUAAUAAAACUAAGUUAGUUGCAUGGUUAGAAGCUAGUUAUAAACAAUACAAAGAACGUACUGACCAAGGUAUUGUAACAAUGUCCCUAGAUCCACCUAAAAUUGGGAAAGUAGCCUUGUAUCCAUGGGAAUUCAUACUAAGCCGAUAUCGCGAACGUAAAAAUUUGUUUUUAAUUACUAAACAAAAGCCGUAUCGUAUACUUAUGGCUGUUAAUACGAAAAAUACGUUUUUUGAAAGUUGCAUAAAUAUUAAUGAUAUUGCUUUAACCGAACUUGAAAAAUAUCCAGUAACAGUGAAAAAUUUGCUAACAAAUGCUACGGAUUUAAAGGACAAUUUCUGUAUAUUGUGUGGACUAUCACAUUGCUGGGAACUGAUUGGGUCGGUAACAAAAGUAAACGAACCCAAGAUAAAUGAGACAGAAUUAACUACAUUCAAUUGUGAUAGUGAUAGUUUAGAUUCCGAUAGGGAAUCAUUUAGUUCCAGUUUUGUAGAAGAAAUCUCUCAAGAAUCUUGUAUAACAGAAAAUGUCAAAAGCUUACAAGAAAAGGAAAUACAAAAUAUUACAAAUGACUCGGAUUUAUCAAAAUGGUUUGUAAUGACUGUUGAAAAUGAUUUUAAUGAAAUACAUUUUUACCAAAAAGGUUUCUAUGUCAAGUAUGAUAGUGUUAUAAAGGCUAUAAAUGUGUCACGACUGUCAGGUAAAACCGUAAGACUCUCAUCUUCACAAAAAUGUGCCAAUUCUCUGACAUGUCCACAAUUUGGAAUUUAUGCCACACCUAAUGAAAAUGAUCUUAAUGUGUUUAUUGGUCCAUACGAGCGACACGAACCCCUUGGUAUAGAAACUAUAAAAACUGAUAUUACAAGAGAUAACUCAAGACAAACCAGAGGCACUUGGAUCAUGGUAAAUACAGUGGAUAAUGUUAGAAUUAUCGAUCAACCACUAGCCUUUUUACCAUCAACCUAUGAAAAAUGCGAUAUGAUUUCAUUAGAAAGUGAAAUGGUAUCUGAAGAAAAGAGCGCUGAGCAAAAAGAACAAAUUACCACUAGUACAUCAGAAACUAUAAAAUCCCUCCUUAAGAAUAAAGAAGACCAGAAAAUCAUUAAAACUGUCAAACCUAUUAAAAUAAAGAAACCGAAUGACUUAUUUAACCUUAUAAAAAUUCACACACAACCAUCCGUCUCACAAGAACCUAAAUCAUCUAUUGAAACAUAUACGAGUCAAAAUCAAGAAAAAAUAGCUGCUUCUAGUAAUUCAAACAAUACUCUAGGAAACUGUGAGCUUGUUAAAAAGAAUACUAAAUCUUAUAAACCAGUUGCUGAAAUCGCUCCUCAAGUAAAGAUUGUAACACCUAGGAAUGAAUCAACUACCUCGUCUACUUUCGAACCAAGUAUGUUUAUAUUAAAGCCAGAAGAGAUUAAUAAGAGGUCGUUACUUGGUCAAAUAACUGCUGAAGCUUGUGAAUUUGAACAAACUCAAGAGUCUAUGGAAAUGGAUAUUGAAAACUUUUUAGCAAAUUCCAGCGUUUGCAAAAUUUCGAAUUCAGAUGUUUUGAUAAUUUCGGACGACGAAGACGUUGAACAGGAUUCAAUCAAAGAUGUUUGGAUACAAUCUACAAAUGUUGAAAACCUAGGAUGGAUUCCUGCAAAACGGAAUAACAAUAACGAUGUGUGCUUUGAGUUUCCUGGCUUUAAAUGUACAGACUUCUAUCCGGAAGAUGAAGCAUUUCGAAAGUUGAACUUGGUGUUUUCUAGAAAAGUUUAUGUACCAAAAAAUUUUCAAAUGCAGUGGGAAGUGGUUGAAAAUCAGAUGGAUCUAAAAUUUAAAAAACAAUUAAAAUCACAAGAUUUGCGACCAGAACUUGUUAUGACAAAACGAGGUUUACGACAUAAACAUGAGUUGAUGGAGAUAUUGAAAUCUAAGAAGAGGUUAUCAGAAACGGCACCUAAAGCAGUAGAAUUCGUAAAGAGGCGAAAAUUAAUUAUGGAACUAGAAGAUGCUACGAGUGCGAUGUUAGAAGAUAAUACUAAAGAACUUUUAAAUAAAACAAUCAGCAAUAAGGGUGUUUUGAUAAAAGCUUUAUCUGGUGCAAAUAAGGACAUGAGGGAGGAAAUGUCUGCGAAACUUAAUGCGCUCUUAUCUGAUUCAGACUGAACGUAAAAGCGGCGAGGUUUGUGUGUUAUGACGUAUCUUAACAUGUAAACUAUUGUAGAUUGGGAUUGAUAUAUAGUAGUUUGUAUUUGCAAAUAUCUGUAAACUUUUUGUGACUGAUUUUGUUUAAGACUGUUUAUUUUUAAUUCUUGCAAAUGUACACGUCACCGAAAACCUAACAGUAUAUCUCUGUUAUUUAGGUAAUUUUUACAAAUCUAAUGUGUUGUAUUUUAAUUGCAAGUCAGAUUGUUUUCCAUGGGUACCUUUUAAAAUAAUGGACACUACAUGACUAUAAGAUGUGACUAUGAUCUCAAUAUUUCUUUGAAUAUAGUAAAUAUUUAAUUGAGCCUUUGUAUUUUUACUUUAAUUUUUCUUACUAGUAUUAAGACUUUGCAUAAAACAGUAUUGGUGUCCUUUGUUAAUUACGUGUACAUUUUUAUUGUAUUUUUUCAGCAAUUUUUUUAAAUAUAAAAUUUUGUUCAUGUUCCAAAGCUUGACACUGCAAAGUGUUUACGACGAUAAGUUUUCUUAUACUAAAGGUCCGGUUUUAAAAUCCAUUGAAAGCUGUAUAAUUUAAAUUUGUAGAUUUGUACAUAAAUAAUAGAUUUUAUUAUCGAUUCAGUUGUGUGGACUAGUUGAAACUAAAUAUGUUCAUCAGCAAUUUUAUUAUUGAGACUUAACUAACAAUGUAAUUAAUGUGUGGAUAAAUCACAACGCUCCUUUUUAUUUCAUAAUUGCUUUUCAGAAGAUUUGAUUGUGUACCUAUUAGUAAAAUCAAUAAAUAGUUUUGAAUUUUUUUAAGUAGGUAUAACGUCGUCCACGUCCACCUUACCUUAUGUUUUCAAAUAGAUAGAUACGUACUAUAUUAACUAACUAUUACUGAUGUAAUUCACCUUGGAGACAAAAGUUGCUUUCUUUUUAAGGAACCUGGAAGAUAUUUAACUAGAAAGUAACCCUUAUGGUGAAUAAUUAAGUUAGCAUAAGUUUAUUUUAUAUCUUAAGUUUACGAUAUACUAAAAGGAGAAAUAUUAAGUUCAUUGUGUAAGACUUGUCCAAUGUCCAGUGUACAGUUAAUAAAUAUAACAAAAUAAUAUCAAUAUUAUGUUCUGUUGGGUUUAUUGUAGUUUAUAUAUCUUAAAGUUUCCUAUUUUUUCGACUAUACGUAAGGGUAAUAAUAAUUUAUAUGUCGUUACCAGUGAACUUUGCAUGUAUCCCAUAUUGUUCUUAUUUGGAGUUUGCUUAUUAAGUGUACAUUGUAUAAAUAAAAGCUUAAACUUUCUCCAAGUUGUUAAAUUUUGUUAUCUGCCCAACAAAUCUUAUCUGUGAUAAAUAAAAUAAGUUUUCAAUGA
Messenger RNA from Zerene cesonia (dogface butterfly), 6092 nucleotides. RefSeq lists its product as uncharacterized. The record is from RefSeq and is a predicted model, not a curated record. Bases 415 to 4746 code for a protein of 1443 amino acids. NCBI's taxonomy places the organism in Eukaryota, Metazoa, Arthropoda, Insecta, Lepidoptera, Pieridae. The transcript is spliced from 6 exons.